Molecule: messenger RNA, 579 nt
Organism: Aspergillus brunneoviolaceus CBS 621.78
Lineage: Eukaryota; Fungi; Ascomycota; Eurotiomycetes; Eurotiales; Aspergillaceae
Source: RefSeq, a predicted model, not a curated record
CCCCACGAUGCAAAUCCCAAACGAAGCUCCUCGUGUCGUCGCCAUGUUCCAUCACGCUUGGCAGUAGAAGACACAACCGAAUAUUUCGCCACAGGCAUCCAUGAACCAUCUAGCUAGCCCAUUCCUUCUGCACGUGUCUUCAUUCCGAAUUUCACCCGGAUAAUGGACUUGUGCCGCAUAAUACCAAGUCUAGUUUCCGAUGGCUGGAGGACAAGCCCACCGAAGUCCAUAUUCCCACGCAGGCUCACUCGGACCCUGAAAAUGGACAAACCACAGGGCCAAUUUGACAUAACAGUCUACAAGAAUGAUACUCAUGCUUACUCCUAUCACAUACGACCACAGGGUGUGGAAAAUAGGGCUUCCCGUCCGCUCAGCCGUACUCAAGCCACACGCCGGGAGGUUAGUAGUUGGGUGGGUGACCACCAGCGAAUCCCUUCUGUUGUAUGUUUUUUUCUGUCUGCGCACUUACCCUAAGACCACGAGUGCUUUCAGAGAGUACGGAAGACACCAAAAUACCUCUCUUUCGUUCUCUAAGAGGGUGAGUGCGUGGCACCUUUCUUUUUCUUGGUAACCUUCGCG